AUGUUUGCGGCAUCGCCAAUGGCAAUAUCGUCAGCUUCUGACGACUCUUCGUCGACCUCAUCGACACAGCGUAUGGAGGUGGCUGAUCGGAGGUCCUACCUUCAGGAGCUGCCGCGAGAGGUCCUUCGAGUUCAAGCGGACGAGUUGGAUGUGCCACAAGACGCUACAGUAGCGCAAAUGGUCACUGCUAUUCUGCAAGCACAGGACAUAGAGCACGACCGGGCGCCGCAUCUGAGGAAGGGCGGACCGGCUGCCGGUGCGACUGAGGGGGAAAUUGCCGCGCUUACUAUACAGUCUACGUAUGAGUGGCUGAAGAGCAGUCCGACUUGCCCAGUGUGUAAGACGUCGAUCCUGAUGGGAAUUUACGAGGGGACGAUGCCCAGUGGUAGUGGUGACAGCGAUCGUCCGCGUCACCGUCGCAUGAGGUGGAGUUCUCGUGACUGA
Messenger RNA from Perkinsus marinus ATCC 50983, 444 nucleotides. RefSeq lists its product as hypothetical. NCBI's taxonomy places the organism in Eukaryota, Perkinsozoa, Perkinsida, Perkinsidae. The transcript is spliced from 4 exons. The record is from RefSeq and is a predicted model, not a curated record. The coding region runs from base 1 to 444 and encodes 147 amino acids.